Stylophora pistillata is the source of this 3733-nucleotide messenger RNA. RefSeq lists its product as uncharacterized. The record is from RefSeq and is a predicted model, not a curated record. Gene Ontology annotation, biological process: intracellular signal transduction. Gene Ontology annotation, cellular component: cytoplasm. NCBI's taxonomy places the organism in Eukaryota, Metazoa, Cnidaria, Anthozoa, Scleractinia, Pocilloporidae. Gene Ontology annotation, molecular function: guanyl-nucleotide exchange factor activity; protein binding.
UCGCAUAAUUUUCGGUUCCAUUGUCGUGAGAAGUCGUGUAUUUCCGAAAGUGAAGUUUUCCACAUUCCUUCGCAGAUUUACUUUCACCGCGAAUUUUGAAGAACUUGUCCAACGACAAUAUUUAUUCUUCCGGCUUCAAAAAUUCAAGGGACAAGUUAAGGACUCUGUGCACAGCAAACACUUGGAAAGUGUUUGUGCCUCCCACUGCAGCGUAAACGUAGAGUUUUUUUACGUUCCUCGAUGGACGUUUUGUUUUGGAUCGUCAAGAAACAGCUGGCAUAGUACAGGACGCUGCUGAAAUCCAAACAAACCAGCGAUGGAUCACGAACGAUUGGACACGGAUCAGUCAAGAUUAUCAAGGAAUCUUGAACAGUUUAUAGCUGUGUGGGACUUUGAACCAUCAAAAAAAGAUGAAAUUGCUUUGUCUAAGGGGGAUAUUGUUUUUGUGGUGAAGAAGUAUCAAGAUGGCUGGUACCGCGGCAUCCGUUACAGAGGUUAUCAGGCUGGUUGUUUUCCAGGGAAUUUUGUUGAAAAAGAUUCAAGUGAAAUUGGAAAUUUAGAGUGGCAGGACUUACCUUCACCAACAUCAGAGGGAAACUCAAAAGUUCUUGAAGAUUUACAAAAUGAUCGGACCAAGCUGACAUCCGAAGCUAAUGGAACUGAUGAUCAGUGUGAGGACAUGGAAGGCAGACAACCCGAUGCCAAUCAUAAUAAUGAACUGAACAGAUCUGAUUCACAUAACAGUGAUAAUCUGAGUCCUGGUCCUCUAACCUCUUUCCAUGGACUGAAUAUAAUUGCUGAACAAAUGGGACAGGAAGGAGAAGAAUCAGAGGAACGAAAAAGAACAAGAGCUGCAAUGGAACUCUUGACAUCAGAGGUGUCUUACUUCAAUGGCUUAAAUCUCCUUUCGGGGCAUUAUAUCAGGCCUCUGAGAAAACUUCGCAUUAUUUCUAAUGAAGACAUAAAGAAAAUUUUUGCCAAUGCAGAGUCCUUAGAAUCCAUUAGUAAAGAGCUGGUUGCUAAACUGCAAACACGUUUAGCUCACUGGGAUGUUAAUACAACUUUGAUUGGAGAUGUUCUUGUAGAAAUGUUUUCCUAUUUGAUGAUGUUUGAACCAUAUUUCAAGUCAAGGAAGAGAGGGAAUGAGGUCAAAAUGAAACUAGAGAAGAACAAUGAGAAGUUCAGAAAUUUUCUGGCCAAGGUCAGCUGCAAUCAUACCCUUGACUCACUGUUACUUAUGCCAAUACAGAGAGUUCCCAGAUAUGAAUUGAUAUUAAAGGAACUAGUGAAAAGAACACAUGAGGAUCACCCAGAUUAUGAGAAUUUGAAGGAGGCUCAAAGCAAAGCUCAGAAGACUGCAGAAGCCUUAAAUGAACACAUUCGUCAAAUAGAGAAUGAGACAAAAGUUGUUGAAGUAAUGAAGAGUUUCCCCAAUGAUGAAUUGAAUCUUAUUCGACCAGCUGCCACGCAGUAUUCUACAGGAAAGUUGUAUGGGUCUGUGCGUCUAAGGAAACAUGAAAGAGACCAGAUGACAAGUAUAUCUAAAACACUCAAAAGAAUCUCACUUCCCCUCAUGGACAGCAUUGAAACUCAGACGUCUCCAAAGCUCUCCCAAGCCCAGACAGCCAUGCGGUCACAAAAUACUCUUCCUGGAUCUCACCAUGGCGAUAGUAGUGAUAGUGACAGUGAAACAGACUCUGUAUCCUUAGGGGAAACAUUUAUCACCAGUGCAUAUAUUUAUGAGGGUGAAGUUGAACGUGUAACUAAGAAAGCCACAGGUUCUAAUGAUGGGGGAAUGGUCCAUGAAACAGUUGAAAGAUAUCUUUUCUUAUUUAACAAUGUCUUAUUGGUUAGCAUGGCAUCUGAAAAUCGCAUAACAGGGAAGAAAACUUACAAACUGAAGGACUGCAUUUCCCUUGUCCAGGCCUGGGUAACAUCACCCAGUACAUAUUAUACCAAUCCACCAGAUAAGAUGUUUAUUCUUGGGACCCCUACGCAAAUUUACAAGUUCUUAGCCCCAUCAGAGAGACAGAAAGAAAAGUGGGAGAAUAAACUAAAAACACAUAUUGAGAAAGAAAAACAGGCAUUUGUUGAGUCAUUCCAAGGAUUGCCUGUACCAGAUGAAGAAUUCUUAGCAGUUUCAUUUGAUGCCAAGAUAGAUUACCAUCAGACUGUUGACUUUGAAUUAAAUUUAAGACAAAGUGAAGAAGUGCUGGUUAUUGGAGUGAAAGCUGGCAAUUUAUGGCUUCCAGGUUUUUUUUCAAGUAAUGUUUGUGAACUUGACUUAGUAUGGUGGCCAGGACUUUACAAAGGAAAAUUUGGAUGGUUUCCAGCUCAAUGUGUCACAGGACCUGAUAUGGCAACAUACAAUGCAACAAAUGAGUUUCAUCCCAUCCCAGUGGCCACAGCACUGAAUGAGAUUAAACAGAAAAUGAUGGACUGGACUGGUAGUUUUCCCAAGAAACCCAUCACUGAAGAUAUGACAAUGUUAAAGGUCUUUAAACCAGACAAGACAUUUAAGACUUGCAAGGUUGAAACAGGUUUCCUUAUUUCUGAUGUUAUGCAGCAAUACACAAGGCACAGAAGUUUUGUUGGAGGGCAGAUUGAUGCCUCAGUGUUGGAAAUGUGGGAGGAAUCAAUAGAUGGUUCUGUGCACAGACACUUGGAUCCUGGGGAGAAACUAAGUAACAUCUUUGCAAUGUGGGGAAAAUAUCAGGGAAAGAUGAAGCUUGUUGUUCACAAUAAAGAUGAAAGACACAGUAAAGAUGAAAGACAGGGACCAGCAUUGCAUGAGAAUCAGGGAGAAAAACCAGAACCACCCACUGGAGUACUUAUUUACUUUGAUUAGCUUCAUUGCACAUUUUUAAUUCCAGUUUACAUCAUGUCUACGAAUACACAUUAACUUGCUUGGUACUUUAAAAUCAUUAGUUGGGAGUGAAGAAUAUUUUAGGUUGCUCUGAGAUUUGCAAUAGAAAUAUAAGAUAUAAUAUUAUCAAAUAAGUAUCCCACAUUCAUAAUUUAUAAUUUUUAAUAAGGAAAUCCAGAGUGCUCUGAGUGAAGGCAAACUCAAUAUUGCAAUGCAGUUGUGUACUCCUUUCAGUCCACACCCAAAAGUAACUUACUUGUACAAAAAGUCUCAUAUGCAGUGCCUAUUUUCUCAAGUGACUUAUUAUAAGAAAAAAUUUUGUUAGUUAUCAUAAUUUCAAACUGCAUCAAUCAACCAACCCUAAGUGUCCAAUUUUUCAAAUUAUUUUUUUAAUAGCUCCAUCAAAUAGUUUUUGAUAGUGGCAUAGACUUAUAAAUUUUAUUGAAAAAUAAUUGUGGUAUUCAUUUAAAGGAGACCAAUGAUAAAUGAUUUUACAGUUACAGUUCUGGCUUUUAUAGAGACAGUUUUUCAAUUGAUAAGUUUAGAUGUGAGGAAGAAGAUUAAAAAUUUAUAGCAGACAAGGUAGAGUUAUAUGAUUAUCACGGCAUGUGUUCUGGUUAGUAACGGUAUUUUAUAUCAAACUGUUUUUGUUAGCAAUCAAUUUUCUUAAUUUUGUUUUUAAAUAUGUACUUGCAUAAAUUUCUCCACACAGCAAAUGAAUUUUCAAUUCUUACACUAAUCUGUUUAAAAGAGAAACUGAUACAUACAACUCAUGGACAAUUAUCAUAGACAUUGUGUCUGUAGAAACAAAUUCAGUAUUGUAAAUAGUAAACUAACUUUUAAUAAAGGGAACCAUGAAGACAAGUA